Molecule: messenger RNA, 1919 nt
Organism: Solanum dulcamara
Lineage: Eukaryota; Viridiplantae; Streptophyta; Magnoliopsida; Solanales; Solanaceae
Product: auxin transporter-like protein 3
Exons: 8
Coding region: 218-1624 (468 amino acids)
Cellular component (GO): plasma membrane
Source: RefSeq, a predicted model, not a curated record
CUAGCUGUGCCCGGCCGUUAAUUCACGGGUAACCAAAAUGAAUAAACAACUAGUAUAAAUAAAGGGAUUUUAAUGUUUUAAAAAAAAAAAGAGAAAAAAUAUCACCUUGCUCCUUUCUAUUUAUACCUACAUAAUUAAUCACUUGGGCAAAUCUCAUUCCAUUCUUCUUCUUGUUUAGUUCAAAAACUCUCAUUCUAGAGUUAAUUAAUUAGACAUUAUGGCUUCUGAGAAAGUUGAGACAGUUAUUGCUGGUAAUUACUUGGAAAUGGAGAGAGAAGGAGAAGAAGCCAAUUCCAAUAAUUCUGUGAGAAACAAAUUAUCCAAUUUUUUCUGGCAUGGUGGAUCUGUUUAUGAUGCAUGGUUUAGUUGUUCUUCUAACCAGGUUGCUCAAGUGUUACUUACAUUACCAUAUUCAUUUUCACAACUUGGAAUGUUGUCUGGAAUUAUAUUUCAACUCUUCUAUGGUUUGAUGGGAAGCUGGACUGCUUAUCUUAUAAGUGUGCUCUACGUUGAGUAUAGAACUAGAAAAGAAAGAGAAAAAGUUGACUUCAGAAACCACGUCAUUCAGUGGUUUGAAGUUCUUGAUGGACUACUAGGAAAGCAUUGGAGAAACAUUGGCCUCUUUUUUAACUGCACUUUUCUUCUAUUUGGAUCAGUCAUUCAGCUAAUUGCAUGUGCAAGUAACAUAUAUUAUAUUAAUGACAAUCUUGAUAAGAGAACUUGGACUUAUAUCUUUGGAGCUUGUUGUGCCACAACAGUGUUCAUUCCUUCAUUCCACAAUUACAGAAUUUGGUCAUUUGUAGGGCUUCUUAUGACAACUUACACUGCAUGGUAUCUUACCAUUGCUUCUCUUCUCAAUGGACAGGUUGAGGGAGUGAAGCACUCAGGACCAACCACAAUGGUUCUCUACUUCACUGGGGCUACAAACAUUCUUUAUACCUUUGGUGGUCAUGCUGUCACAGUGGAAAUAAUGCAUGCAAUGUGGAAGCCACAAAAGUUCAAGACGAUAUAUUUGAUAGCAACAAUAUAUGUGUUAACACUAACACUGCCAUCAGCAAGUGCAGUGUAUUGGGCUUUUGGAGAUGCACUUCUCUCCCACUCCAAUGCUUUGGCUUUGCUACCAAAGACUAAGUUUAGAGACUCUGCUGUCAUUCUCAUGCUUAUUCAUCAGUUUAUUACAUUUGGAUUUGCAUGUACCCCAUUGUACUUUGUAUGGGAGAAGUUCAUUAGAGUUCAUGAGACAAAGAGUUUGUUUAAAAGAGCAAUGGCAAGACUCCCAGUGGUUAUUCCAAUAUGGUUCUUGGCAAUUAUUUUCCCCUUCUUUGGGCCUAUCAACUCCUCUGUUGGAUCUCUACUUGUUAGCUUCACAGUCUACAUUAUUCCUGCCUUAGCACACAUGCUUACUUUUGCUUCCCCAUCAGCUAGAGAGAAUGCCGUGGAGCAACCACCGUCAUUCUUAGGAAGGUGGGUUGGCUUGUAUUGUACCAACAUAUUUGUUGUGGUAUGGGUCUUCAUUGUUGGUUUUGGAUUUGGAGGGUGGGCAAGCAUGGUCAAUUUUGUACAUCAAAUUAACACUUUUGGACUCUUCACUAAGUGUUAUCAAUGCCCUCCACAUAAGGCUUGAGUAGGAUAUAUGACUACUAUUUAUGUAAGGAAGUUAAGAAAAACUAAAAAUACCUAUAUGAAGUGUGUACAAAUUAUUUGGCUGUCGCAACCACUUUUUCCCUACCCCUCAACUUUUAAUUUAUCCUUUUAUUUUCUUGUAAUUUAAGACGACUUUAUUAACUUGAGUGCUAGUGGCUUUUCUUUUUUCUGUUUUCAUUUUUCUUCUGGAGGAAAAUGUAAUUUCCUUUGUUUUGGGGGGUUUUAUGUAAUGUGGAUUAUUUGGUAAUAUAUACGUACGAUCUUGUUUUUUUUAA